Molecule: messenger RNA, 4635 nt
Organism: Ricinus communis (castor bean)
Lineage: Eukaryota; Viridiplantae; Streptophyta; Magnoliopsida; Malpighiales; Euphorbiaceae
Product: zinc finger BED domain-containing protein RICESLEEPER 1-like
Exons: 3
Coding region: 376-4278 (1300 amino acids)
Molecular function (GO): protein dimerization activity; DNA binding
Source: RefSeq, a predicted model, not a curated record
AUUUUUCUCUAUCAAUUUUUUCAAUUGGACGAUUUUGUCCUUGCUCCCUUUUCAUAACCUUCUUUACUUUUCAUCUCCAAAUAAGGCCUUGGAAAUCAAAACUUUAGCCCUAGCCCUAGCUCUUUUAGGUCCAAUUAGGGUUUUCUUUCUUUCUUUCUUUUUCCUUUUCGAUUUUCCCCAAUUUUGAAGCUCAAAACUCGAACAUCUAGCUCGAAACUUUGAACUUUGAGCAAGCUCAAAGCCCAUUAACUUCGUCUUCCACCUCCAGUUUCUGUUGCAGGAAAAAAAAUCGUCUUUUUUUUGAAAAAAAAAUCGGAAUUGUUCUCGCGGUUAUUCUUUUCGUUUACUUCAAUUCAGAUCCGUUAAUCGAGGAUUAUGGCUUCUAUGGAUAUAGACUCUCCAACAACUACUAGUAUGGCCAUUACUCCUGUAUUUCCUACUGAUAACAAUGAAGCACCCAUUUCUGAAGAGCAGCCGAAUAAACGUAGGAGAAAGAAGUCUAUUGUCUGGGAGCACUUCACAAUAGAAACUGUUGGUGCUGGUUGUAUGAGGGCAUGCUGCAAGCAAUGCAAGAAAUCUUUUGCCUAUAUAACUGGUUCAAAGUUAGCAGGAACCAGCCACCUCAAGCGACACAUUGCCUUGGGGAUCUGCCCAGUAAGCCGUCAGAAAAAUGAAGCAUUGCAAUCCACAUCAGGUGCAAAAACUGAUCCUCCUAAACGACGCUACCGAACAAGUCCUGUAUUUGGAGGCAUUCCCUUUGAUCAGGACCGUUGCAACCAGGAGGUAGCUAAGAUGAUUAUACAGCACGAGUAUCCACUGCACAUAGUGGAACAUCCUGCUUUCAUUGACUUUGUUCGGACUCUUCAGCCCCAGUAUAAUAUGGUGAGUUUCAACACUAUUCAAGGGGAAUGCGUGGCGUUGUACCUGAGGGAAAAGCAAAGCCUUUUGAAUCUUAUUAAUGGGAUUCCUGGACGAGUCAGUCUUACAUUGGACUUGGGGACUUCAAACCUUAAUAUUGGUCAUGCUUUUUUAACAGGACACUUCAUUGAUGAUGAUUGGAAUUUACAUCGCCGGCUCCUUAAUGUUGUCAUGUUACCUUUUCCUGAUUCGGAUUAUGCCUUCAACCAAGCUGUUGUAUCUUGCCUAUCUGACUGGCAAUUGGAGAACAGACUGUUUACUUUAACGCUUGACCAAUCCUUUUCAAAUGAAACCGUAAUAGGAAAUCUCAGAGGCCUCCUAUCUACUAGGAACCCGCAUAUGUUCAAUGGUCAAUUAUUGAGAGGCAAUUGCUAUGCUCGUGUUUUAAGCCGUCUUGCUCAAGAUGCACUUGGAGCUAUGGGGGAUGUUAUCAGGAGGAUCCGUGAAAGUGUGAAGUAUGUAAAAACCUCUGAAACACACGAGGAGAAGUUUGCAGAACUGAGGCAACGACUCCAAGUCCCUAGCUCAAAAGAACUUAUCAUUGAUGAUCAAACCAAGUGGAACACAACUUACCAAAUGCUGUUGGCUGCCUGUGAAUUAAAGGAAGUAUUUGCUUGCUUGGAUACCACUGACCCUGUUUACAAGAUAAACCCAUCAAUGGAUGACUGGAAGCAGGUGGAAAUUGUCUGCACAUACUUGAAGCUUUUGUAUGAUGCAGCAAGCAUUUUAACUGGCCCAACAUAUCCACCUGCUAAUGCAUUCUACCAUGAAGUUUCCAAAGUCCAAUUAGAGCUGACGCAUGCAGCGUUGAGCCAGGACCCCUUUGUCAGCAACCUGGCCAGACCGUUGAAAGAGAAGUUUGAUCAAUAUUGGAAGGAAUGUUUCCUUGUUUUUGCCAUUGCUGUAGUCAUGGAUCCAAGGUUUAAAAUGAAGCUUGUUGAGUUCAGUUUCUCUAGGAUCUUUGGUGAGGAUGCUGGCAUGUGGAUCAAGAUUGUUGAUGACGGAAUUCAUGAACUAUUUCUCGAAUAUCUUGCACCAAAUCUAUCUGUACCAACAGCUUAUAUGGAAGUAGAGCAUGCAAACAUCUCUCAUUCAGAAAUUUUUCAUGAAAUGCCACCUCAAGGAGUAGCCCCUCUGGAAGCACACUUCGAAGAAGCUCCCCUUCAAGUGGUACACCCUGCACAUGGUGCUCCUCAAGAAGCAAACCCUCAGGGAGCAACCCUUGAAGAGGUACAGCCUGAGGAAGUGAUUCCUGUAGUUGACCCUAAAGAAGAACCUCCAGAAGAUGCAUUUCCUCAAGUGAUGCACAAUGAAGAAGUAUCCCAACAAGAGAUGUGCACUCGAGAUGUACAGGAGAUGGUCACUCAUGAAGUACCCAUGCAGGACGUGCAUUCUCAAGAAUUACCACAAAAUGAGAUGCAUAAUCAAGAAGUACCAGUACAAGAGACACAUAUAUCAGAAGUAUCACCACAAGAGAUGCAAACACAAGAAGAGUCUACUCUGGAAAAGCAAACUCAAGAAGUACUGACUCAAGAGAUUCAAGCUCAAGAAGAACCAACACAAGAAGUAUUGGCUCGAGAGAUUCAAGCUCAAGAAGAAUCAACUCAAGAAGUUGUGGCUCGAGAGAUUCAAGCUCAAGAAGAACCAACUCAAGCAGUACUGAAUCAAGAGGUUCAAGCUCAAGAAAGACCAACUCAAGAGAUGCAUGCUCAAGAAGAAACAGCUCAAGAGAUGCAUGCUCAAGAAGAAACAGCUCAAGAGAUGCAUGCUCAAGAAGAAACAGCUCAAGAAAUGCAUGCUCAAGAAGUACUGACCGAAGAGAUGCAUGCUCAAGAAGUGUCGACUGAGGAGAUUCAUCCUCAAGGACAGAAUGAAGAGAUGCAUCCUGAAGGAGAACAGACUGAAGAGAUGCACCCUGAAGGAGGACAGACUGAAGAGAUGCACCCUGAUGGAGGACAGACUGAAGAGAUGCAUCCUGAAGCAGGACAGACAGAAGAGAUGCAUCCUGAAGGAGGACAGACUGAAGAGAUGCACCCUGAAGGAGGACAGACUGAAGAGAUGCACCCGGAAGGAGGACAGACUGAAGAGAUGCACCCUGAAGGAGGACAGACUGAAGAGAUGCAUCCUGAAGCAAGACAGACUGAAGAGAUGCACCCUGAAGGAGGACAGACUGAAGAGAUGCAAUCUCAAGAAGAGAUGCAUCCUGAAGGAGGACAGACUGAAGAAAUGCACCCUGAAGGAGGACAGACUGAAGAGAUGCAAUCUCAAGAAGAGAUGCAUACUGAAGGAGGACAGACUGAAGAGAUGCACCCUGAAGGAGGACAGACUGAAGAGAUGCAUUCUCAAGAAGAGAUGCACUCUCAAGGACGAGAUGAAGAGAUGCAGCCUCAGGAGAUGCGUCCUCCAGGAGAGACUCAGGAUAUCCACCCUGCAGAAGCACAGAACCAGGAGAUGCACCCUUCUGAGGCACACAACCAGGUGAUGCACCCUCCUGAGGCAGAGAACCAGGAGAUGUACCCUACAGCAGCAGAGACUCAGGAAAUGCACCACCGUACAGAAGCAAAGACCCAGGGGAUGCACCACCCUGCGGAAGUGCAGACUCCACAUAUGCACUCUCAAGAAUCCCAGACUCUUGAGAUGCAACCUCAAGAAUCAGAGUCUCAAGAGAUGCAUCUUCAAGAAGUACAGGUCCAUGAGAUGUACCACCCUCAAGAAGCAGAGACUCUUGAGAUGCAACCUCAAGAAGCAGAGUCUCAAGAGAUGCAUCUUCAAGAAGUACGGAUCCACGAGACAUACCAUCAAGAAAUUCCAAGUCAACAGAUGCACUCUCAAGAAGUACAGAUCCAUGAGACACACCAUCAUGAAAUUGCAAGUCAGGAGUUGCACUCUCAGGAAUUACAGACUCAAGAGAUGCACUAUCAGUCAUUCUCUGACGCGAUGCAGCCUCAUGAAGUACACACUCAAGAUCUACCUCUGCUUACUAUUGGAGAUGGACUUUCGGAUUUUGAGGUAUAUAUCUCUGAGAUCACAAAUAGCCAACAUCUGAAAUCUGAAUUGGAUCAAUAUCUGGAGGAGUCACUUUUGCCUCGGGUGCAAGAGUUUGAUGUACUGGGUUGGUGGAAACUAAACAAGCUUAAGUACCCAACUCUCUCCAAGAUGGCUGCUGAUAUUCUGUCAAUACCAGUAUCUACUGUUGCUCCCGACUCUGUUUUUGACACUGGAAAUAAAAAGAUAGAUGGCUACCAGAGUUCAUUGCGACCUGUGACACUUGAAGCCCUUGCUUGUGCUAAGGAUUGGUUCCAAUAUGGAUCAGGAUCAUCGUUGGAGAUAUCUAAUGCACUUGUGAAAAUGGAAUUUUAAGUAUAUAGGAUUUUAUUUUCUUCCCAGGGCAUAGAUACUUGGAUUCAGUUUCAUUUUUAGGCUUUUGUCUUUAGCUUCUUUUUUGUGCUUGAACUGUUUUCAUUAGAUAAAAGUUACUUGUGAAAUCUAAAGAGAGGGUUUUUGUGGACCCUCUUGUCUUAAACAGGAAAACUACCAAUAUUUCUUGCAAGAGAUCAAAGUUAUGAUGGAUUUCACAGGAGUAAUGCUUUUAGGGCAUGAAAGCCUCAAACAUGUUGGAAUUUUGUAAUGGAUUAAUUGUUUAAGGGGAUUGAUUUAAAUAAAUUUUAGGUGUAGAGGCCGAAGAGAGAGAUGUCUGUUUUUGGCUUAAUUCUUUAA